Molecule: messenger RNA, 1257 nt
Organism: Ascochyta rabiei
Lineage: Eukaryota; Fungi; Ascomycota; Dothideomycetes; Pleosporales; Didymellaceae
Exons: 1
Coding region: 1-1257 (418 amino acids)
Source: RefSeq, a predicted model, not a curated record
AUGCAGAAGACCGCAGCAUCCAAGCCUGCAGCCACGAAACGCUCAUCAGUCCCUCCGCUCAAACAGACAACCCAGUCUGUAGCCACGACAAGCGUCUCAGUGACACCAUCGUCGUCCGAACAUAAUUCCUCGACCUCUCCAAGCCCUUCGGAACAAGCUCAGCCGUCCAACUUCCACAUCAUAUCGCAUAUCCCAGCCCCAGUCCCAGCAAGUCACCUGGAUGUGGCUACAGAAUCACUAUCGUACCAAGGAAAGAGUACAGAGGCAAAAUCAGAGGUUUCUUCCUCCUUGGCGGUUCUGCGCUCAGGCGCAGACGCUGCAGCCACGGAUCAACCACUUUCGAGAGCCAAACAACCAUCCAAAGUGCUCAAUAUCUACAUCUGUCCUUAUGUAGAUACAGGGACUUGUAGCCACAAAUCAGGCCCGUUCCACUCGUUCCGUGGCCUCGUCCAACAUAUCGGCAAGUUUCACGCGAACGAAAGCAUCGUCUCCUACGAAGAAAGCACAAUUGAGGAUGAUACACGCAAGAUCCCUCGCCCCAAGAGUUGCGGCGACCUAUAUGUCACCCACCAGCAGGCAAACCAACAUGCCAAAUCAAGCGCAUGCACAGCAAGUGUACAUACGAACCUGACCUGUGCUUGGAAGCCCUUUAAUGGAUGCAAGAAGACUUCUGCUGACGCCAAAGGUCUAGCUAACCACGCUAACAGCCAUCGAAAGGACGUUCGUAGCCCUUGUGAAUGUUCACAAGAUGGCUGUGGGCUCCUUCACGCGGAUCUUUACAAGUUGGCUAUGCACGAAGAGCGUUGCACGUAUAGACAUGUAGCCACGAGAAGGACCUGCUACCCCCCCCCCGCCGAGAGCGGCACCCCGCCAGCGCUGAUCAUUAUCAACCGAAGUUCAUCACAUCCACCGAAGAGCCGGGAGGCUGGCCCAGCAAAAAUCGAGAAAGACCUGCCUCUUUUUGGCAAGAGUAUUCUUGCAGAUUACGUGACAAUGAGCGGCCUAAAGAUAGGCCCUGCUGCUCUCCAUUCCUGCUCGAACUGUUCAACACGCGAACUCCCUGCCGUGGCGGUAGAUAAGAGUAUCUUUGGGGACAAUCUCCAUUUGCGCUUGUCGCAUCACCGCGCGUUCAGCUUCGCACAGGCCAUUACCAGAGACAUCCAAGUCGCAAAUGAGGCCGGCGUCACACCUACUCUUCUGUCAGUGGGCCUCGACGGCUGGGCCGGUGACGAGAGGAAGCUUUUUCCGUGGCUAUAA